AUGAUUCGGGCCACUAAGGCCAUUCCAUACGAAGUUGUCUUCAAUUGGAAGCCCAAACACAAGCGUGCGCCUGUUGGAAUGCGUGAGGUUAACGAGAACGAGAUCGAGGACCAGGAAGUUGAAAAUGAGAUUGACGAUGGGAUUGUCCAUGCGUCCGUAUAUCAGGAGGCCAUGGAAUGA
This is a messenger RNA of Letharia lupina, 180 nucleotides long. RefSeq lists its product as uncharacterized. Lineage: Eukaryota; Fungi; Ascomycota; Lecanoromycetes; Lecanorales; Parmeliaceae. Bases 1 to 180 code for a protein of 59 amino acids. The record is from RefSeq and is a predicted model, not a curated record. The transcript has 2 exons.